AUGGUCAAAAAAUCCUCUAAAAAGUCCUCCAGUGCUUUUGACUGUGCAUCCCGUUCGCCUAGCUAUAAAACUCCCACAAGUAAAACUUCUACAAAAUCAAUAUUUCCUAUCUCAAAGCCUGAAGCUGGUGACCCUCUUUCUCUAGCUGCCGGUUCAGAAUCCAUCUCACCUUUAAAUAACAUUCCAGUGCCCUUGCAGCAACAGCUCGGUUUAAGAACUCGUCACGCUCCAAUCCUUCCAAGACGCAACAUGACAUUUGCAAUGAAUAGCAGUUCGACAAAACAAACCAACUUUUCUACAUUUCAUAAUUCCGGAAUUCCAUCGCCACCUCAAAUUCUACCUGCUGCAACACCUGCAACCUUCCUGGGAACCAUCAACUUGAGUCCCUCUGCAUUGAACCUUGAAAAUCAACGAGAUGCUUACGAAGAAAUUGAAACAGAUUCAAGCGCAGAGCAAUUGACUCUGAAGCCAACUACCAGCCAGUUUACUGUGCUGUUGCCAGAACAAGCACGAACACCAGAAACCAUUUUAGCAAACCCUCCUGAGAGGUCAAACAGUCCGUCAUUGCUCAAGAGUCAAUACAGCUCCAGUUGGGAUAGCAAAAGACCAUCCAGCGCUGGAGAGGGUCCCAGUGGUCGCAUCUAUAGUCCCAUCGUUUUGAGCACCUCUAUUAACAGUGCACCAUUAGAACAGCCACCUUUACAAUCGCGCCACUCACGCAAUACAAGCGUUGAAUCUACCAUGUCGUUUGUUUCAAACUGUACAUACAAUUCAUCUAAAGAGACACAAUGUAAUUCAUGCGCAAGCUCUUCUGGCAGUGCGGCCCUGGCGAUAACAACAGCUGCUGCAAGUCCCAAAACAGGGACGCGCGCGCGCAGAAACGCAAAUGUUGGGCUUGUUCCGGUAACGUUUGGCCGCAGCAAAGGGAUCAUUAGCCCUGACAUGCCGCCUUCCCCUCCUAGAGGUCCUACAGCCGCAGUCUCUCCGGGGAGCCAGUUUUUGUCGCCAAUAUUAUCGUCUACAGCGCCGCCGCUAUCGCCAUACACACGACAUCAUCGCCAACAGCAACUGACUCCUUCACCAUGCUAUUUACUUGUGCAGCCUCCAUCACCAAGUGAGCCAUUGCUAUCACGACCCCCAACGUCACUCGGAUCAGCACCUUUUUGGCCACGCUACGGAAACGAUGAUAAUAUGGAAGGAGCCUUUGACUUUUUUUUUGGCUCAGAGGCUGGGAUUAAUUGGGAAGUACUUGUUUCCACACGUCGUGGGAAGCGGUACUUGGCUCUCGGGAUUUGUCUGUUUUUGAUCGCAGUGGCCGCGACAACCGUCACAUGGGGACUCAGAGACCUUAUUACUGAAACAUUAAAUCCCACUGAGGUGGUUAGUAUAGGGCUCGGGAUUUUGGGCUUUGACAUUGUGUGCGCCUUGGCCGGGUACCGAGUUUUAGCUUGCGCACACAAACUUGUGCGGUGA
Molecule: messenger RNA, 1473 nt
Organism: Magnusiomyces paraingens
Lineage: Eukaryota; Fungi; Ascomycota; Dipodascomycetes; Dipodascales; Dipodascaceae
Exons: 1
Coding region: 1-1473 (490 amino acids)
Source: RefSeq, a predicted model, not a curated record